CCCCUCGCUCCAAAGACAAGACCGAGAGUAUUAAAGGUCCAGGUCGGUCAGGCAGUCGAUCCAGCAACAUCUUGAAGGCCAGCAGUUCUACAACAGGAUUGGCUCCUGGCAGUGUUUCGAGGACAACUCCCUCCUCUCAGGACAUCUGCAGGCCGGUGCCGCUGGGUCGUGUAGAGGAAGGUUGUGACACAGCAGUGAUGAAGCUAAGCGGCACGGCAUUAGGCUCCUCCCAGACCGCGUUAGGCUCCUCCCAGCAGGGCCAAACCAGGAAGAAGAAGAAACCAAACAGGAAGAGAGACUCCUGCUCCGCCCCCGAUGCCCCAGCGACCGCACAAGAUGACCUGGUCCAACACAGUGACGACCGCAGCUCUGACCGCAUCGGAGAGAGGGGGGAGAGGAGGAGGGGGGAGAGGAGGAGGGAGAGGAGAGGGGAACACCCCCGCCACCGUAGCGCCGCCCCUCCUGAAUCUGAUUCGUCGUCUGACGGGGAGGCGGGGCGGGAGGCCAGAAGCUGGAGCAGGGAGAAAGCCAAGAGGGGACGACGCCGCAGUGGGAGUAGCAGGGAGAGGGGAGGGGGAGAGGGGAUGGAGCUGCAGUCUGUAGGGUCUGGUGAGGGGAAGGAGAACCAAGAGAAAGAGGUUCCACAGGAGAACGGUUCCGGAGUGAAGAACCGGCGAUCAGGAGGAGGAGGAGGGGAGGAGAGCAGGCGGAGCUCCCAGCGCAGGGAGGAGGCGGGGUCUAAGUUCCGUAGCCCCGGCGGUAGCUCAUCAUUGGCUGAGGAUGGAGAGAGGGAGGGACAGAUCACUAAGAAUUACCAGGAGACCGGGUCAGUGGGUGGAGACAUGUCCGCGCCGUCGCCACGGAGAUAUGGGGGCUGCAACGCCCCCGAAGGCUGCUCCGACGACGAGCCAGAGGUCUGCAGGAUCUGCCACUGUGAAGGAGACGAGAGAGUGUGUGUUGAUAACUCCGUGCCGCUGUACAGGCAGCAUGAGUGGGAGAAGCUCCAGAUGUCGACCAAUGAGAGGAGGAAGAUCUUAUGCUCCCUGAUGUUCCACCUGGUGGCUAUUGGUUGUGUUCUCUGUUCCGUAUACGUCCUCGUCAACAGAACCCUCCACGAGAUCAACCUGGGACGCAACACCGGUCAGCACCUCCACCCUGACCUUAACCCAACCUCUAUACAACCCUGA
Messenger RNA from Oncorhynchus gorbuscha (pink salmon), 1187 nucleotides. RefSeq lists its product as uncharacterized. Bases 198 to 1187 code for a protein of 329 amino acids. The transcript has 6 exons. Lineage: Eukaryota; Metazoa; Chordata; Actinopteri; Salmoniformes; Salmonidae. The record is from RefSeq and is a predicted model, not a curated record.